Molecule: messenger RNA, 1393 nt
Organism: Phragmites australis (common reed)
Lineage: Eukaryota; Viridiplantae; Streptophyta; Magnoliopsida; Poales; Poaceae
Product: zinc finger protein CONSTANS-LIKE 5-like
Exons: 3
Coding region: 128-1213 (361 amino acids)
Biological process (GO): regulation of photoperiodism, flowering; regulation of flower development
Cellular component (GO): nucleus
Molecular function (GO): protein binding; zinc ion binding
Source: RefSeq, a predicted model, not a curated record
GCGCUCCCACCAUCAGGACACCACCACCACAAGCACCGCGCCACCAGUUCACCACUUCCAUUGCGGCGCCGAGCUAAGCCUUAGCCGCGCCAGGGUGGUGCUCACUCUUUAGCGCCGCUCGCUAGAUAUGGAGGUGCACAAGUACUGGGGCGUGGGGGGCCGGCGGUGCGGCGCGUGCGAGGCGUCCCCGGCGGCGGUGCACUGCCGCACCUGCGGGGGCGUCUUCCUCUGCACGGCGUGCGACGCGCGGCCCGCGCACGCCGGGGCGGGGCACGAGCGCGUGUGGGUGUGCCAGGUCUGCGAGCUGGACCCCGCGGUCGUCACGUGCAAGGCCGACGCCGCCGUGCUCUGCGCCGCCUGCGACGCCGACAUCCACGGCGCCAACCCGCUGGCGCAACGCCAUGCGCGCGUCCCCGUCGCGCCCAUCGGGUCGGCCGCCGCGGCGGCGGCCGUGGAGUCCAUGCUGUUCGAGACCGGCGAGGCGGUCGCCGAGGCCGAGGAGCAAAAGGCAACCGAGCAGCAGCACUACGCGCUGAACCUGAACGUGGAUUCCAAGGACAUGAAGCUGGACUACCUGUUCUCCGACCUGGAUCCCUACCUCAGCGUCGAGCUCCCGCGCUUCCAGCACGCCGACAGCGUCGUCCCCAACGGAGCCAGCGCCGGCGCCGCCGUCGAGCUGGACUUCACGUGCGGCAUCGGCGUCAAGCCGUCCUCUUACAGCUCCUACACGGCCACCUCCCUCGCGCACAGCGGCUCGUCGUCGGAGGUUGGCGUGGUGCCGGAGGCUAUCUGCGGCGCCGGCUGGGGCUUCGAGCUUGAUUUCACCCGGGCCAAGCCUCAUGCCUACAUGCCGUACACCGCGACUCCGCCGAGCCACAGCGUGUCGUCGGUGGACGAGGAGGUGGUGCCGGACCGCGGGGACGCGGCAGUGGCGAGGGCGGCUUCGGUGAUGGGAGAGGGCAGGGAGGCACGGCUGAUGCGGUACCGGGAGAAGCGGAAGAACCGGCGGUUCGAGAAGACCAUCCGGUACGCGUCCCGGAAGGCCUACGCCGAGACACGGCCACGGAUCAAGGGCCGCUUCGCCAAGCGGCCGGACCAUGACGCCGACGCCGACGCCGACGACGUCGAUGCCGAGGCCGAAGCCGCCGUGCCGUCGUCGUCUUCGUCGUCGUACGUGUUCGACUUCGGGUACAGCGUCGUGCCGAGCUUCUGAUCGGCCUCGGUCCACACGCGCACGGCCGGCAGCGCGCACGACCCGGCACGGCACGCCGCCGCGCGCGCCUUGUACUUGUAUCGAUGCAUAGGGGAGGACUAGCAAUCCCAUGUACUCUCUUUUUGAGCGCCUUAUGUGCGCUAGUGAUAUAUAAUUUGAAUACUACUACUACUAACAAAA